Messenger RNA from Hevea brasiliensis (rubber tree), 1743 nucleotides. RefSeq names its product protein SAR DEFICIENT 1. The coding region runs from base 74 to 1486 and encodes 470 amino acids. Gene Ontology annotation, biological process: regulation of salicylic acid biosynthetic process. The record is from RefSeq and is a predicted model, not a curated record. The transcript is spliced from 7 exons. Gene Ontology annotation, molecular function: DNA-binding transcription factor activity; sequence-specific DNA binding; calmodulin binding. Gene Ontology annotation, cellular component: nucleus. NCBI's taxonomy places the organism in Eukaryota, Viridiplantae, Streptophyta, Magnoliopsida, Malpighiales, Euphorbiaceae.
UGUUAUUGCAUCACAAACCCUAACUGCAACUUCUCAUCAUCAUCUUCUCUCUGAAUCUCUUUUGGCUCUAAUUAUGGCAGCGAAACGAUGUCAUGAUGAAUCAGGUUCCGACCCAGAUCACCUAAUUGAGAAACGAAAGAGAACUAGGCCUUCUUUUGCAUCAGUAAUUACAGAAGCGGUUGUGGUGAAUUCUUUACAGAACUUCUGUAUGGCCUUGGAGCCAAUGCUCAGGCGAGUGGUGAAUGAAGAAGUGGAGAGCAGUCUGAAAAUGCAUUUAUCACGCCCUUUCACUCGGUCUCCUUCGUUGCGAAUCCAGGCACCUGAGCCAGUACCAUCAAGCCUGCAACUAAUGUUUAGCAAAAAUCUUUCACUCCCAAUAUUUACAGGGAGCAAAAUCGUUAAUACAGAUAGCUCUUUCCUUCAAAUCCUUUUAGUAGACACUAGAGGUGAUGUAGUGGUUCCAACUCCUCCUCCAAUCAAAAUAGAAAUCGUCGUUCUUGAUGGAGAUUUCCCUUCUGAUGAUCGGAAUACUUGGACUAGUGAAGAAUUCUACAAAAAUAUAUUGAAGGAGAGAACCGGCAAGAGGCCUUUGCUUGCAGGAGAUUGCUUGACGGUCACUUUAAGAGAUGGAAUUGCAGCACUCGGAGAGAUUGAGUUCACCGAUAAUUCGAGCUGGAUUAGAAGCAGGAAAUUUAGGCUUGGUGCAAGAGUGGUUCCGGGGAGCUUCCACGGUGCUCGGAUUCGUGAAGCAAUGACUGAACCUUUUGUUGUCAAGGAUCAUCGAGGAGAAUUGUACAAGAAGCAUCACCCACCAAUGUUGGAUGAUGAGGUCUGGCGUCUUGAGAAGAUUGGGAAAGAUGGAGCUUUCCACAAAAAGCUAGCUGCUGAAGGCAUUAACUCGGUGCAAGAAUUAUUGAAAUUGUUCAUUGUCAACCAACAAAAGCUUAGGAGGAUUUUAGGUCCUGGAAUGUCUGAGAAAAUAUGGGAAGCAACAAUAAAGCACGCAAAGACAUGUGAUCUGGGAAACAAACAUUACGUUUUUCAUGGAGAGAAUUUUAGUGUCACAUUGAACCCUAUAUGUCAAGUUGUUGCCGCCAUUAUUAAUGGGCAAACAUACUCUACUAGGGAUCUUCCCAGAAUUAAUAGGGGCUUCAUUCACAAUUUGAUUAGACAAGCAUAUGAAAAUUGGAACUCAUUACAAGAGGUUGUUGGAGUUUCAAGUGAGAUUGCUUUGCUUACACAAGGUGAGGUAGUGGAGGAGUACCCAAAUCAACACAGGGCAAAAACAUUUUAUAACCAAAUUGGGCACUCAUCUGAUCAUAGAUACAUUGAGAUGGGGGACCAAUACCAACCCAGCAAUCUUGCAAAUCCGGGUUACAGCAAUUGGCAAAAUGCUGCACCAGUUAGUCUAGGUAUCCGUUAUAGCUUCUCCGAGUCAUCAUCAGACAGUGAAUUGACACCUAGGUCUUACAUCAAUGGGAAUUGAUGGUAGAUUUAGGUAUCAACUGAAAUGUAAAUAGAAAACAAAAAAAGUCAAAGUUGCUUAAGAGAAAUAUAAUAAAUAUAUUUUUUGUAAAAUAUAUUUUCACUGGAAAAAAAUUGCUGAUGUUGCCAUAUUGAAAUGUUUUGGCAAAAUAUUAAUUGGAGUUUACCAGGUCAUAUAGAUACAAAAGUAUAUUAUAAUCAAUUGGCACCAUCUUGUGGUCCAACAUUGAUUACUUAAAUUCAGUUACAUUUGCCUAA